Plasmodium relictum is the source of this 7935-nucleotide messenger RNA. Its product is annotated as conserved Plasmodium protein, unknown function. Bases 1 to 7935 code for a protein of 2644 amino acids. The transcript has 2 exons. The record is from RefSeq and is a predicted model, not a curated record. NCBI's taxonomy places the organism in Eukaryota, Apicomplexa, Aconoidasida, Haemosporida, Plasmodiidae.
AUGUUACAUUUACACAAUUCAUGUGUAUCAGAUAUUGAAAAUAUUGAAUAUAUAUUAAAAAAAAAGGAUUACAAUGGAAUAAAAACAAAUAGAGAAAUUAAAAAAAUUUUUAAAGAUUUAGGUUCCGCUUAUAAAAACUUUAGCGAAUCAUUAAAAAAAAUUCAUAAUGAAAGUAAGAAUUUAAUUUCAGUUAUUAAAAAAGAUAGUGAUAAAGAUAAUUCAGAACAAGUUUAUUUUGCUGAUUGCUUUAUUAAUAUAGUUUCUGUUAUAAAAAAUAUAUACGAGGAAAACUUGGCUGUUAGUGAGAAAAUACAAAAAAACAUUGUUGAUGAAUUUGAAAAAGAAGAGAGAGAAAGAGUUAGUAAUAUAAAUUCUAUAUAUAAAGAAGAAAUUAAUGAUAAUAAUAAUGAACAAGAAGAAUAUGUAAAAAAUGAAGUUCAUAUAAAUGAAGAAGAAAAAAAUAAUAAUAUACAUAUUGAAGGUUUACCAUUAAGAGAUAUUGAAAUUGAUUUAAAAAGGUGUUUAGAAAAUAAGGAUUUUUCAAACAAAUACAUAAGUCAUACAAAAUAUAAGAUUUAUUUUUCAGAAUUAAAUAAAUUAAACUUAAAAUUAGAUAAAGAGAUUUAUUCUUUUAAACAACUAAUACAGAAAUUUGGUAAAAAUGCUAGCAAAUUGCUUAUACAUAAAUCACAAGAAAGAAUAAGUGAGAUUCAAAAUAAAAAAAAAAAUAUUCUUGAAUUUUUAUAUAACGAUAUAGUCGAAUUAAAAAAAAAUAAGAUUAACUUGAUAAAUGAAAAAAAUGAAUCAGAAGUUUUAAUAGAUAAUAAAAAUGAAAAGAAAGAAUAUGACAAUAAAGAAAAACAUGAAGAUAAAAAGAAUCCCAAUGAGUACCUUAGAGGUAAAUGUCUGAAAAAUAAUCAAAAUUCUUUUUUCUCAAAUCUUUAUCUGGAGAAAUUUGAAAUAAGAGAGAAAUAUAGAAUAGAAGUAUUAUAUUCAAGUUUUAGAAUAUUUUUAAAAGCUUUAGCUGUCAAACAUAUCAAUGUUAAUAAAGCAUUAUAUAAAAGUGCUAAUGAAGUAAGUUCAUAUGAUUCUCUUAUAGACUAUCAGAAAUGGCUCAGCAAUAUUUUAAAGAAAAAUUUAGAUAUUACAUAUUUACAAGAAAAAAUACAAAAAAAUAACAUAUUGACAAAAGAAGAAGAAUAUUUAUUAAUGCCUUCUGAUUAUAAUUUUUUUAAUAACAAUUCAAUAAACUUAUUUGAAAAAGAAAAUGAAAAUACUUCACAUUUUCAGAAAGGGGAAUUGAUUUUUAAAGAGCAAAGUGAAAAAGAAAUUGAUGCUCAUAGGGAUAGUCAAUUCCCCGAUGAAUUUUAUAUCCCUAUAAUAAUAAAAAAAAGUAAUAUAAAUUUAACAAAUAAAAAUUCUACUAAUAUAAAGCAUUCAAAUAAAAUUAAAGAAGAAAUAAGUAUAAAAGAAUUAUUAAAAAAAAAUAGUGUGAGCAAUAAUUUAAAUAUUAAUACAUAUUUAAAUAAUAAUGACAUGAAUAAAGAAAAAGAUAUAAUUACUUUUUUAACUAAUAGACAGAAAAAUUAUGAAAAAUAUCUAUUGCAGUUUAACAACUUAAGUACAUAUAUAUAUCGAAAUGAAAAAAAAAAAGAUAAAAGAAAAUGGUUUGAUAAAAAUUUUUUUCAAGGUUAUUUCUAUGAAGAAGGUCAUAAUUUUUAUCCAUUCAAAAUUCCAUCAGGUAUGAAUAAUUUAUCAUUUUUUCAAAAUAUUCAUUCCUUUUCGUUAAAUACCAUUGAUUUUGGUGAUAAUAAUAUUAACGAAUAUGAUUACAAGUUGCUAGCUUAUGAAUCAGUUCUUUUAGUUUAUUAUUCCUUAUCCAUUCAAUUAAAUUGCUAUUUUUUAUUUGAUGUAAAUAAUAAACAUAAAAUUAAUAAAUCAUCUUAUAAAAAAGUUUAUGAAAAAUUUUCCUAUGCUUCAAAAAUAUUAAUGAAUGAUAUAGACAAAUAUUAUUUGAAAAAUAAUAGUAUUAAUGAAAUAGAGAAGACAUGCUUAGAAAACGUGAAAGGUAUUCAAAAUAAAGACAACAAUAAUAUAAAAUAUCAAAAAAUGAAAGAAGAAAAUGAACCCGCAUCAACAAAUUGCGUGAAUGAUUAUUUUGAAUACAUUGAUUAUAUUUAUAAUGUAAAGUUACAAAAUUUACUAUUAAUAAAAAGAAUUAUAAGUAUAUUUAGAAUAAAACUAAAUUUGAAUUCUAAAACAAAUGACUUAAUUACAUUACUUACUAUUCCUAAUCAUUAUAUGAACUAUGGUUAUAAAUUGUCUUUUCAUGUUCUUGAUGUACGUUUUAGAAUUAUUAGAAUUUUAGAUAGCUUAAACUUUAAUCAUAUAUUUGAUUUCGGUAAUAAAAAAAAUGAGUAUGAUGAAUUAAAUCAUAAAGAUGAAUAUAGUAUAUAUAUAAAUUGGUUAAAAAGACAAUUACAUUUGCUUUAUGUAUCCUUAUAUUUAAAAUUUAGUCGAUUUAUAAAAUUUAUUCCUUACUUCAAUUUUUCUUUUUAUCCAUAUAUAUUUGAUAAUAUCAAUAUAUUUAAAAACAAUGAAGAAUAUUUUAGUUACAUAAAUAAAACCAGUGAGGAUAAUUCAUUUAUUAGGUAUAUUAAAAAUGUUCAAAAUAAAAUAAAAAAAAUUUAUGAUUUCAUCUUAAUUAAUAAGAGUUAUAAAAGAAAAACACAAUUAAACGUAAAAAUCAGUAAGAAUGAUCAAAAUAAAAAUGAUGUAAAUUUUGUUUGCUUUAAUUCAUUAGAAAUGGAUGAAAAAAUUAUAUUUAUUUGUAACUUAUUGUUAAAAAAUAUAAUUAAAUCAUUUCACAUAAUUUAUAAGUUGCAAUCUAUUAUAAAAAAAAAAAAAUGGAAUAAUGGAGAAUACGAUGAAAAAAAGGAUUUGUCCAAUCUGAUUAAAUAUUUUACCAAAAUAGAAUAUUACGAUUUCGAAAUAAGGAAUAUUAUGUCUAAUAUACAUAAAAAAAAAAAAAAUCAAGAAAUUUCUAGAGUCAGUAAACAUGAUAUAAAUGAAUAUAGGGAUAAGUUAUAUAAUAAUACUAAUGUACCUUUUCAUUCUGAGCAUUCAUCAGAAUUUAAUAAAAAAAAACAUGAAAUUUUUGAUGACAAUUCAAAUAUUGAUUAUGACAAGCUAUUUAGAAAUAUUUUUAUAAAUGAAAUUACAUAUAAAGAGAAUAGUGGUUAUAUUUUAGGAUCGAAGAAACAAACUAAAUAUAAUGAAAAUAAAACUUUGGAUAGAGGUGUAAGUAAGAAGAAUAAACAUGUUUCUAAUUUUUUUAUAAAAAAAGAAAAUAAAAAUAAUUUGAUAAUAAAAAAAAAUAGUAGUAAUGAGAAUAUUACAAUAAAAACAUAUUUAACAAAAAAAGAAAAAAAAAAAAGAAGCAAAAUUUUCUAUAAAUUAAAUGUAGAAACAGUCUUAUGCUCUUGUUGGUUCAUUGAUAGAAUUUUAUUACAUUUUUUUUUGUAUUUUUACUUUUCAUGUAUAAUUGAUUACACAUCUAAAUCAAAUAUGUAUGCAGAUUCUCCUUAUAUUAUUCAAGGAAUAAUUUUAAUUAUUUAUUAUUUGCAAUCAGGUAAUGACUUAACCUUAAAAACUAAAAAACAAUAUAAUGAUGGGUUGGAAUCUACAUUAAUUCCUAUUUCAACUUUUAUACUUUACUUUGUAAUUCAUUUAUUUUAUUCUUUUUUUGAUAAAGAUUUAUUAUCAAUACAAGAAAAUAAAGAUCAAGAUCGUUUACAAUUAUUUUUAAAAAGGAGACGCUUUGAUAACAGGGAAAAAGAAACAGAUGCAAAUAUAAGAGAUACUUAUUCUAAAUAUAAGAAUCAAAUGAUCACUGUUCAAAAUGCAAGCAAAUUUUAUUUUAUAGUAAAAAAUUUUGAGGAUUUCUUGUCUUAUAGAACAGUUGAUGAAAAGAUAUUGGAGAUUAAUAAAAAUAAUAUUGAUAUAAAUAAUACAGAAAAUUAUGAAGGGAAAUCAUCGUAUAGCGAAGAAACAGAAGAAAAGGAAUCCUCUAUUAUAAAAAGUGAUCAGGAUAAAAAAGACAAAAAAUAUAAAAAAAAAAAAAAAAAAUUCUUACUAUGUGCUGUCAUUCCAAAAAAUAGUCUUUCUUUUGAUAGUCAGGUAACAAUUGACGAAGAAUGUAAAAGAAAAAUAGAAAAGAAAAAAAUAAUGAAAAAACAACAAAAUAAUGAUAUGAUAUAUUUAAAAAGGUACUAUAAUAUUUUAUUAUUUUUUAAUUAUAAUCAUUUAGAAAAUUUAAUCAGUCCAUAUGUUCCUAACAUUUUAUCUUAUUAUUUAAAUGAACAAUUUUAUACUAACGAUUAUUUUUUUUUUAAUUUUAUUAUAUCAAAUAAUAAAAAAAAAAUGAAUAAUAUAAAUUGUAAAUUAAACAUGAAACACAAAAACAAAUAUGAUGACUUUAAUAUAAUUAAUAAAAAAAAUAAACACGAAAAAUAUUUAGAUGAUAUUUCUAAAGAUAAUUAUAGCUUAAAUUAUGGUUCGAAUAAUAAUAAAAAUGUUUUAGAUUAUAAAGAAAAAUGCAUAAAUAACCAUAACAAGAAACCUAGCAAAAUGUCUAAUGCAGAAAAUGAUAAUAUUAUUAUAAAAUAUAACACUAAUAAAAAUUUUAAUAAUUUCUCAUUAAUAGAUAUAUCAAGAAUUGAGAAAAUCAUGAUAGAUAUAUUGCUCAUGAGAAUAAUUAGCUGUGAUUUUAGAAAUUAUUUUUUUCUUAUUUUUUGCAAUUAUAGAAAAUUUAUCGACAUGUACUCCUUACCAUAUAUAUUGGAUAUAUUUGUGAUAAUUCAUAAUUUCUUUACAAUAAAUGGUAAUAAUAAAAAAUCAAAAAAAUUAAAUACUUACAAUAUAAAAGGUAAAAAUAAAAACAAGAAUAAUGACGAAGAUAAAGAUCCAAAGGAUGAUCAUUUGCAAUGUCAGCUUAAUGAGCAUAUCCAAAAUGAAGAAGAAUAUAGUGAAUUAUUUGAACUUAGUUAUAAUAUUUAUUUUGAAGAUGACGACAUUAACGAAUAUAAUGAAGAAAAUGAUAAUGAUGAGGAAAACGGGUAUGAUACUAUAGAAACUGCAUAUAAGAAAAAAGAGAAAAAAGAAAAUAUUUCCAUUGUUCAUGAUAAUAAUAUUUCAAAUAAAGAAAAAAAGAAAGUAAAUUUUCAGGAUGACACAAAUAAUUUUAAUAAAAAGAUAUUAAAUGAAAAUGAUAUUUUUGGUAAUAAUUUAAAAAAAAUUAGUGAUGGUAAUUCGUAUAAUAAAGAUCCAACGAACAUUAUAAAUUUUAAUUUUUAUAGUAUUUUGAAUACUCAUAAACUAUCUAAUUAUUUUAAAUAUUUUAUAUAUAAUAGUUCUAAAAAUAUAUUUUAUAACAUUUUAUCUAGCGUAAAAGAUGAUAUAGAAUUAAACAAAAAUGUUAAUUAUGAUAACUUAAUAAAUUAUGAAAAUGAUUAUACUAAAAAUGUUACUGAUGGAAUACAAAACAUAAAUGAAAACAAUUAUACAAACGAAGAAGAAGACAUAGAUAAAAAUAGUGAUAAGAAAAAAGAGAAUUAUUCACAAAAUUCUGAUGAUAUUAUAAUUAAUCAUUAUGUAGAUAUUAUAAAAAAAUACAUAAAUGAAAUUAUCGUUGAAAUUUUAUUUUUUUCUAAUAUAUGGAAACAUUAUUUACCAUUAGAGGAACACCCAUUAAUAGUAUUAUAUGCAGCUAAUAAAACUUUGUAUUAUGAAGUUUUAAAACUUAUAAAGUAUUUCAAAGAUAAAAAUUUAUUUAACCAGUCAUUCUCUAUCAUUGUCUCUUUAUACAACUUUAAUUUGUUAAAUAAAGAAAUAGUUCUUCAAACUAAUACAUAUGUGAAAUAUCAAUUAUUGGUAAGUAAAAAUUGUGAAAUAUCCCAUAAAAAAGAGAAGACAAAAAAUGAUGGUAAUGCUAAUAAUAAGAAUAAUAUUAAUUAUAAUAGAUUAGAUAAUAAUAAAUGUAAAAAUAAAAAUGAAAAAAUGAAAAAUAAAGUUUUACAUUAUUACGAAAAUAGAAGCUCUUUUAAAGCGACCAACUCUGAUAAAAAUGUUGAAGAAUAUUAUAAUAUGCUUAAUAAUGAAAUUAUUGAAAGUGAAGAAAAAGAUUAUAAUAAUAAUUCAGAUAAAGAUGAUAUGUUUAUAAAUUUAUCAUUAAUAAUUUCCAAUUCAAACAAUCCAUGUAUGAUAAAAUUAAUGUUCAUGUUAGAAAAAAUAUUUAUCCAAAUUAUUGAUGAAAAACUAGAGGGUAAACAUAAAUUAUUAACAGAAUGUUUAAAAAAUGAAAAACUUAUUCCUUUGAAUUUCCCUGAUAUUAUUUAUAAUUCAACCGCUGUUGAUAUUUUUUCAAUUAUUUCUCACAUUUUAGAAGUAUUAUUUGAAUAUAAAUGCCCAAUAGAAUGGAUUAUUACACCCUUUUUGGGGUUUUUAAAUAGCUUUAUAAAUGAAUAUUGUGAAAACUAUAAAAAACUUUAUUCCUCUUUCAUUAUAUCAGUACUUAAUCAAUAUACAGAUAAAUAUUUUAAUGAUUUAUUAAAUUUAAAAGAACAGCAAAAAAUACAAUGGAAUAAGUAUUCUAGUGAUAAAAAAAAAAAAAAAAGUAAUAAAAAUACGGAGGAAAUAUCUAAUGAAAAUAUCAAUAUUUUUAGAGUAAAUGAUAACAUUGGAAAUGACGAUGACGAAGAAAUAAUUCAUAGUAAUAUUGAAGAAGAAUUUAAUGACAUUAAUGAAAUAACCAAAAGAAUCAAAGAUAAAAAGAAAAAAAAAAGUGUUUUUUACAAAUUUUUUGAUUAUGAAGAAGUAGAUUUAAAAAAAAAAAGUAAAAUAAAUGAAAAGUUAGGAGAUAAAAAAAAUUUAUCUAUGAAAAAGUCAAAUUUGAAAAAAAGUAUUAUACAAAAAAGUUCCAUAUAUAAUCAUAUAAAAAAAAAAUCAAAUGAAGGAGAUGAAUUAGAAAUAAAUGAAGAAGAUAAAGAAAGAAAAAAAAGGAAUUUAUACAUGAGUAAUGAUUUAAUAAAUAUUAUUGAAGAAAUAAACUAUUUAUUUAGUGAUUCUGAUUUAUCAAAUUCCUUAGUUAUAACUUGGAAUUUAUACUUUUUUUUAGAACAGUUACCUUUGAUAAAAAAAAAAUUUGAGAAAUAUAUUUUAGAAUAUAUAUGCACUCGCACAAAAAAUGUAGAAAAGAUAACUCAAAUUUUUAAUAACUAUGUUGAAUUUGAUAUAACAAUAGAAAAAUUGCAGAAAAAUAUUUAUACAAAAACAAUAUUAGAUGUUUUGGAUACUUCUAUUAAUAAUAUCAAAAAUACAUUAAAUAAUACAUUGUAUUAUAUAUUUAAAAUUUUAUCAAUAAGAAUCAUUUGUUAUGAGUUUCAAGAUGAAAUAUUCUAUAAACUUUAUGAUAAUUUUUAUUUAAAUAAUAUUAAAAAUAUCGUGAAUAUUUUUCCAAAUACUAUAGAAAAAUUUUUUGUUCAAUUGCCUAAGAUAUAUUUUAAGAGCAUAUUAACUGUAUUUAUAGAAUUUUUUAUAAAAAUUUGGAUGUUAACAAUAGUUGAGAAAGGUUUUUCAAAUUUUGUUUACACUGAUGAUCAUAUAAACAUUAUGAAAAAAGAUAACCAACAUGUAAAAAAUUAUAUUCAAAUUAAUAAUAUCCAAUCUACUCACUAUUUUUUAAGUGAAAAAUGUGAUAUUAACGAGUAUAUAGACAUGUUUUUUGAUAAAUUACAUAACAAUCGUGAUAUGUUUAAUAAAAUAAUCAGUGAUCAAAAACAUAAAAAAUCAAAAAAUAUUGUUUCAUCAGCGUAUAACAAGGGAAUGGCAAUUAUAACAGGAAAGAAUAAUAACCAUGAAGAAAAAAAAAAAUUGUAA